This is a messenger RNA of Amphibalanus amphitrite, 1173 nucleotides long. RefSeq lists its product as uncharacterized. The transcript is spliced from 2 exons. The record is from RefSeq and is a predicted model, not a curated record. NCBI's taxonomy places the organism in Eukaryota, Metazoa, Arthropoda, Thecostraca, Balanomorpha, Balanidae. Bases 20 to 1117 code for a protein of 365 amino acids.
GCAAACGUCAGGCAUCGCGAUGGGAAACAGGAUAGCCCCUCCCGUGGCGAUCACCUUUAUGCAUAUACUAGAGACUGGAUUUAUGUCGAGCUUGGAAUUUGCCCCUGUCCUUUACUUACGCUACAUUGACGAUAUUGUCGGGGUCUGGACACAUGGGAUUGAUCGCCUGAACCAUUUUUUCAACUGUAUUAAUGCUUACAACCGAUCCAUAAGCUUCACAAUGGAGUCUACCUUCAGCACCGGUCAACUUCCUUUCUUAGAUACCCUCAUAACAGUAUACCCCACCGGUGAGUACACCACGGAAUUAUACUUUAAACCGAUGGCAGCCCCGAUCAUUCUCCACUUUACGUCCGCCCACCCCAUGAGUACCAAGAAGGCCGUUCUCAAUUCCCAGAUCAAGCGAGCGAUGAGGGUGUCAUCUGACGACCGAACGAGGGAUCGCAGCGUAAAGCGGGUAAAACUUCUGUUUGAGCAGAACGGGUACCCAACAGCCAUGUUAGACACGAGCAUAAAGAAUAACCUUCGCAAGCGUAGUGAACGUAAAACUCGGCGCAACAAAGAAAACGAGAUUUUCAUGCGGCUUCCCUAUUUAGACGAAAACGUCGUUAGAAGAGUCAAUGGUGUUUUGAGAAGAUCUAAAACUAAUAUCAAAGUAGCCUGGAUUAGUGGUCCCACAAUAGGAAACAAACUUAUCUCUUCCGCCUUCUCUAAACCGCCCUGCCCAGCCGGGACUAAGCACUGUCACACCUGUGAGAGUGGGCUGAAGGGUAAGUGUACUAAGAAAAACAUAGUCUAUAAAAUUACCUGUAGCCUCUGUGAAAGAAACGGACGAACUGAAUUUUAUAUCGGAGAAAGCACCCGCCCCGUACGUUAUCGAUUCAACGAGCACCUAAGUGACGCUCGCCUGAGAAAACCAGACACCCCACUAGGUGAACAUAUUGCUGAUUCGCACUUUAACGCAAGUAGCACUGAAAUCAACUCCGCCUUUACUAUUGAUAUAAUCGGUUGGGGACGGGAUUCUGCUGAACUAAAAAUCACUGAAUCCAUCAAAAUUAGAGACCUAAGGCCCACAUUAAACAUGAUGAAAAGCUCAUGGCCCCUCGCUCGUAAACCAUAGGUCAUAACACACACACACACACACACACACACACACACUUCUCUCUCAUUCACUCA